GCCCGCUCGGACUUCCGGUUUGGGAGCUGUACUUGGGAGGCUGGAGAGCCGGGGCUGGGGCCGGGGUCAGGGUCGGACCCCGAGUGGAUGAGGCUGGCCCGGAGGCAAGGAUGCGAGGGGGUUGAGGGGCAGGUCGAGAGGGAGACGCUCCCAGGGGUGGGCUGGAGGGCGCCCUCAGGGCGCCUUAGCCGGGUCAGAGGCCUCUGGAGGGACCGCACGACGGCUCCGGGUUACCCGGCCGGAGGGAGCGGAGACAAAAGAGGCCAGAAUCCCGCAGCCGCUGCUCCUUGAGCUGAGAGCUCUGCGUCCGCGAACCGGCAGCACCUGGAGCCUCUGGCCGACACCCGAGCCCGUCCUCAGGAAGCCCGUUACUACUGCUCCUCGGACUCCGUCUCUCCAGCGCAAUGUGACUCUCCCCAAGCCCCCUCGGUCCUCGCUUUGGAGCCAAAACCAGCUUCUCUCCUUGCGCGAGGUUUUCCGACAGGAAGAAACAUCUCUUACAGAGUCAUCUGCAGGGGAUUCUCCAAGGACAUGGGAAGAUAGAUGUAAGCCCUGGAACCCAGACUCCUAAGCGAAGGGAAGCUGCUUUCUGCUAUUAAUGAUGGCCAAAUCAGCUCUAAGAGAGAAUGACACUAACUCUGAGACCUUCCGACAGCGUUUCAGGAGAUUCCAUUACCAGGAGGUGGCUGGGCCGCGGGAGGCUUUCAGCCAACUCUGGGAACUUUGCUGUCGGUGGCUAAGGCCGGAGGUGCGCACCAAGGAGCAGAUUGUAGAACUGUUGGUGCUAGAGCAGUUCCUGACCGUCUUACCUGGGGAGAUCCAGAAUUGGGUACAGGAACAAUGUCCAGAAAAUGGAGAGGAGGCAGUGACUCUCGUGGAAGAUUUAGAAAGAGAGCCUGGAAGACCUGGAUCUUCGGUCACAGUCUCUGUGAAGGGGCAGGAAGUGCGCUUGGAGAAGAUGACACCCCCGAAAUCAUCACAAGAGUUAUUAAGUGUUCGGCAGGAGUCAGUGGAACCCCAGCCCAGGGGUGUACCCAAGAAAGAGAGGGCAAGAAGCCCAGACCUGGGACCACAGGAGCAGAUGAACCCAAAGGAGAAGCUCAAACCUUUUCAAAGGAGCGGAUUUCCAUUUCCUAAAUCCGGUGUGGUCUCCAGGUUGGAGCAAGGAGAGCCAUGGAUCCCAGAUCUGCUGGGCUCUAAGGAGAAAGAACUUCCAAGUGGCAGCCACACAGGAGACAGACGAGUGCAUGCUGAUCUGUUACCAUCCAAGAAAGAUAGAAGAAGCUGGGUGGAACAGGAUCACUGGAGCUUUGAAGAUGAGAAGGUGGCAGGUGUGCACUGGGGCUAUGAAGAGACCAGAACGCUCCUCGCAAUUCUCAGCCAGACUGAGUUUUAUGAGGCUCUCAGAAACUGCCAUAGGAACAGCCAAGUGUAUGGGGCUGUGGCUGAGCGGCUCAGGGAAUAUGGCUUCCUCCGGACCCUGGAACAGUGUCGGACCAAGUUCAAAGGUCUCCAGAAGAGCUAUCGGAAAGUCAAGAGCGGCCACCCACCUGAGACCUGCCCCUUCUUUGAAGAGAUGGAAGCCCUGAUGAGUGCUCAGGUCAUCGCCCUGCCCAAUAAUGGCCUGGAAGCAGCAGCCUCUCACUCUGGCCUGGUAGGCAGCGAUGCUGAGACUGAAGAGCCAGGGCAGAGGGGCUGGCAGCAUGAGGAGGGAGCAGAAGAGGCUGUGGCUCAGGAGUCUGACAGUGAUGACAUGGAUCUAGAGGCGACCCCCCAGGACCCCAACUCAACUGCACCUGUUGUGUUCAGAAGCCCAGGUGGUGUACACUGGGGCUAUGAAGAGACCAAGACUUACCUUGCAAUUCUUAGUGAGACCCAGUUUUAUGAAGCCCUCCGGAACUGUCACCGCAACAGCCAGCUGUAUGGAGCAGUGGCUGAGAGGUUAUGGGAAUAUGGCUUUCUUAGGACCCCAGAACAGUGUCGGACCAAGUUUAAAAGCCUGCAAACCAGCUAUCGGAAAGUUAAGAAUGGCCAGGCACCAGAGACCUGUCCCUUCUUUGAAGAGAUGGAUGCUUUGGUGAGUGUCCGGGUUGCUGCCCCACCCAGUGAUGGCCAGGAAGAGACUGUUUCUUGCCCCUUCCAGGGGACCAGUGAGGCUGAAGCUCAGAAGCAAGCCGAGGAGGCAGAUGAGGCCACAGAGGAAGAUUCUGAUGAUGAUGAAGAGGAUACUGAGAUACCCCCAGGGGCUGUCAUAACCCGUGCUCCAGUGUUAUUCCAAAGCCCCCGUGGUUUUGAAGCUGGAUUUGAGAAUGAACAUAAUUCAAAACGGGAUAUUUCUGAGGAAGUACAACUGCAUAGGACAUUACUUGCAAGAUCUGAAAGGAAAAUUCCGCGGUAUCUUCAUCAGGGUAAAGGCAAUGAGAGUGACUGUAGAUCAGGAAGACAGUGGGCAAAGACCUCAGGGGAGAAAAGAGGAAAACUGACACUCCCGGAGAAGAGCUUAAGUGAAGUCCUAAGUCAACAGAGACCUUGCUUGGGAGAGAGACCCUAUAAAUAUCUCAAAUACAGCAAAAGCUUUGGUCCAAACUCCCUUCUCAUGCAUCAGGUAUCCCACCAGGUGGAAAAUCCAUAUAAAUGUGCUGAUUGUGGGAAAAGCUUCAGUCGGAGUGCACGACUCAUUAGACACCGGAGAAUCCACACUGGAGAGAAACCUUAUAAAUGUCUUGACUGUGGAAAAAGUUUCCGUGACAGUUCAAAUUUCAUCACCCAUAGGAGAAUCCACACAGGAGAGAAACCUUAUCAAUGUGGUGAGUGUGGGAAAUGCUUCAAUCAGAGCUCAAGCCUUAUCAUUCACCAGAGAACCCACACAGGAGAAAAGCCCUAUCAAUGUGAAGAGUGUGGAAAAAGCUUCAAUAACAGUUCUCAUUUUAGUGCACAUCGGAGGAUACACACAGGAGAGAGACCCCAUGUGUGUCCUGACUGUGGAAAGAGUUUCAGUAAGAGUUCUGACUUACGUGCACAUCAUAGAACCCACACAGGAGAGAAACCCUAUGGGUGUCAUGACUGUGGCAAGUGCUUCAGUAAAAGCUCUGCCCUUAAUAAGCACCGAGAAAUCCAUGCACGGGAAAAGCUUCUUACACAGUCAGCUCCUAAGUAAGCCCCUGAGGAUAUACAACGGAAAGAGGCUCAAUAAAUGUAUUGUUUAGAAAGUC
Messenger RNA from Gorilla gorilla gorilla (western lowland gorilla), 3212 nucleotides. It is a transcript of the gene ZSCAN29, whose product is annotated as zinc finger and SCAN domain containing 29. Bases 599 to 3157 code for a protein of 852 amino acids. The record is from RefSeq and is a predicted model, not a curated record. Gene Ontology annotation, biological process: regulation of transcription by RNA polymerase II. NCBI's taxonomy places the organism in Eukaryota, Metazoa, Chordata, Mammalia, Primates, Hominidae. Gene Ontology annotation, molecular function: RNA polymerase II cis-regulatory region sequence-specific DNA binding; DNA-binding transcription factor activity, RNA polymerase II-specific. The transcript has 6 exons.